AUGGCAUUAUGGUUGUCCCGGAUUGCUCGAUCAGCCAUCGCGCCUUUGGAACGAAACAUCAAGCCAGAUGAGUUCAUAUCUUUCAAUGGUGGAGGACUGCAUGGAGCCUUUGAGAUUCCGAAUUACAGGCGAGCUCCUUUCUGGAAGUACUUCUGGGCUCAGCACUUCGUGACACGACAACACGUUUUCAACGUGCACCACACCGGGUACAUCGUGCUGUGCGUAUUUUUUUGGUGGACUGGUGCUUUUUCAACAGCUCCUAUGGAGCGACGGGAGAAGUACUACAUGCACUCGCCAAAGUUCCGAUUGCAGUCAGCGUAUGCAAAUCCAGGCACCCGACCAGCAGCAAAGAUCGCCCAGGAGCAGGCGAAGGUCCGGUACUUUUACAGGGGACACGACCAUGCCUUCACCCUCAAUGAGCUGAAGGACUAUUACUUCAAGCUCCGUGAAAACUGGCUGAUUCAGCACUAUCCUGGCAUCCAGUAUCCGUUUGUGCAUCGUCAGAUGAUCCCGGAGAAAACUGCAGAGCCAUUGAAGGUUCCAAUUUCAGAUCCCCUCCUCCCUGGGCACGGACAUUGA
Messenger RNA from Durusdinium trenchii, 579 nucleotides. Lineage: Eukaryota; Dinophyceae; Suessiales; Symbiodiniaceae. The record is from the annotation of a GenBank genome assembly.